Messenger RNA from Aquila chrysaetos chrysaetos, 3024 nucleotides. RefSeq lists its product as uncharacterized. Gene Ontology annotation, cellular component: nucleus. Bases 138 to 1757 code for a protein of 539 amino acids. The record is from RefSeq and is a predicted model, not a curated record. Lineage: Eukaryota; Metazoa; Chordata; Aves; Accipitriformes; Accipitridae. The transcript has 4 exons.
CCCCCCCCCCUUCCCCCCCUUUCCCCCUCCCCCCCUUCUUCUCCGAGCCCGGCCCCUCCGUCGCCGUUCUCCCCCUCUUCCCCCCCCCCUCCCCUUUCCCCCCUUCGCACGCCCGUCCCGGCACAGCCUCGCAGGCGAUGCCAGCGUCUGGCCGGAAGAGGAAGGCCAACUUCUCCAAUGACGAGACUGAGACGCUGGUCUGGAAUGUGGUCCGGCAUUUCAGCGCCCUGUAUGGGUCUGAAGCCCUGCGGGCUCACCCCGUGCGGCGGAAGCAGCUCUGGACCCAAAUCCAAAGCCGCGUCAACUUCCUGGGCUACACCGAACGCUCCAUCGACGACCUCAAGCACAAGUGGCGCGACCUGCGGCUGGACGUCAAGAAAAAGAUCACCUCCAAGAAGCACCUGCCCAUGAACCGCGCCGGCGGGCCGCUCCACAAGCCGCGCCUCACGCCCCUGGAGAAGAUGGUGGCUUCCACCUUCUUGCAGGCCAGCCACGACUCGGAGCCCGAAAUCAUCCUGGACCCAGAUCUGUUCUUCCCCGGAGCGACCAAGCAGUCCUUCAUGCACCUGCAGCCCGGUGUCAGCCACCCCAGCAUCUACAUCGACACCAACGGGCAGCCCUCAUCCCUGCCGGACGUGGAGGGCUCCGCUGUGCCCCGGCUGGCGGUGCAGAGCCCCGACCCCUCCGUCAUCUGCGAGUACAGCCGAGGGGAAGGACAGAGCAGUUCGGCCGAGUCGGGACCGGAGCUGCGGACUCCGGACGUGUCAGCCAUUUCCCCGUCCCUGCGAAACGAGUCCCUCGUCUCCUACGCCUCCAUGUCGGAGGAGGAGGAACGGGAAGGCCGGGAGGUGGAGAGGGGCCACGGCGGGGCCGUGGGGAUGCAGUCCGGGCCCGAGGCCCCCAUGUCUGCGGAGGAAGACAUGAAACUGUCCCGCCAGGCCAUGCUGAUCCGCAGGUGCAGCUCCCAGGGCUCCGUCACCUCUCUGCCCGAGGACCCUCUCAACCCCGUGGACGCUCACUCGGACUGGGGCCACGAGGGGGUGUCCGACCUGCCCCCCCUGGGCCGUGGGCUCGACUCCUCGCACCCCGAGGAGCACGCGGGGGGCCCGGGCCCGGAGAUGGGCGCUUUGCCCAGGGUACUGAUGGGGCCCACCUGGGAGAAGCCGACGGUGGAGGAAGAACCCCCGGCCCGCUCCCCGCUGCACGGCGCCCUGACCGAGGAGUCGCUGCCCUCCUCCGCCUCCCCCCCGGGGGACGCCCCCGCCGCCCCCGGCCCACCGCGCGGCCUGGGCUGCUCCCGCCUGCGGGAAGACCGCCGGGAGAGCUGGAGGACUAACAUCCAUCACCUGCUGGACCUGGAGGAGCAGUGGGACCAGCUGUACCACCAGGAGCUGGCCAUGUGGCAGGAGGAGCGGGCCACCCAGCGCGAGGAGAGGGCCCGCGACCGCGAGCUCCAGUUUCGCUUGCUGGGCGUCCUGACGGACAUCCGCGACGAGCUGCGCUACCUGCGUCAGGAGAGGGCCAGCGCCCGGCAGAGCCAGGCGCCGCCGGCCGAGCCCCGGCCGGACCCCAGCCCGCUCCUCGAGCAGCCCAAAGCCGAGCCCAGCUUCCCCGAGCCGCAGGCCGGGAGCGCCAGCUGGGGAGAGACCGCCGUGCCCAGCCGAAGCCCCUUCGGGAACCGGGGCCGGGGCCGGCGUCGGGGCCGGCCGCGCGGCUCUGCCUCCAGACACAGACGGCUCUUCCUCACCAACAGCUAGGGACAGGCGGGGACGCUGUCCCGCGAAGGACAUGGUGUGUGCCUGCGGCCCUCCCGGUGCCCGCGCGCGCGCGCGGGCCUCCGGCUACGCCGUGGGUGCCCGGCCACGGACAGAGGGGUGUGCGCGUGGGGGGAACGGUGUGCGUGGGUGUGCGUGGGAGCUGCCUGGGUCACGGGAGGCGUGCGCCAGCGUGCCGCGGUCGGCGCCUGCCCCGCCGGCACGCCCGGGCCCCCGCAAGCACGGGGAAGGCUACGAGGGGACGCGGGCGGCCGGCGCCGCGCACGCCCGCCCGGGGAGGGAGGCGGUGAUAACACACGCGUGUGUAAGGGCGUGCGAGCGGCCGGGAGGCCUGCCUGCGCCCGCGGCCGUGCCUCUGCCUGCGCGGGCAGCCCGGGGCAGGGCCCGCGAGCGUGGCCGGCCGGGCGCGUGUGAGCGAGCGGGACACGCGGCGGGGAAGCGUGUGCGUGCGCGUGUGUCAGCGGGGCCGUGUGACAGCGCUAGUCGAGUAGGAUUACUACCUUCGGGGGGGGGGGGGGGGGGGGGGGUGGGAAGUUAGGAACACUUAGUCGCUGAUGUGCGAACAUUUUAUGCAAAUCAUUUAAUGACCUAAUUUGCAUAUAACCAUAAACUUCUGUUAAAAAAAAAAAUCCCCAAAAAACAGAAAGGCCGUCUCUGUGUGUGAACUCGGUGCUGGAGCGGCGCGGUGAGGAGGGUCGCGGGCGAGCGGGACCUGCUGCCCCCCACGAGCCCUCCCGCGCCGCCCGCCGAAGUCGUGUUCCCUUCUCGGCCAGGAGCUGUGCCGGGUGCCGGCGGUGCCGUGCCAGGCCGGCGGUGAUGCCCACCGUGGCGCUUGGCAGGGGUGGCGAGCCGCCCGCGUCGGAUACCUGAGGAUUAAUCCUGCCCUUGCGAAGGCAGCCCCUUGCAGGGCCGGGGAGGGGAGGCCAUGUGCUUCCCUCCAUCCUCCUCCCCGGUCAACCCUGCAGGCAGGCAGCUGCCUGAUCCCCCGGCGCUGGGGCCGUGUGAGCCACUGCUGCCCGUGGGGAGACCCGGCUCCUCUACCCUGCCUCCCCAUAGCACCGGUCGUGGGUCCUUUCCCCUCCUGGCUCCCCACGUAAGCCUCAGGGAAGUCCCCGACCUUCCUCCGCCACCCCUCUCCCUCCUCGCUUGUAGCCAACGCUGCUCGACUGCUGUGUCAUGCUGCUAAUUCGCCGCCUGCCCGUAGUUCCUCCCUGCUCAAAUCCCCGGUGCUGCCGGCACGCUGCCGCCG